Messenger RNA from Amoebophrya sp. A25, 3172 nucleotides. The record is from the annotation of a GenBank genome assembly. Lineage: Eukaryota; Dinophyceae; Syndiniales; Amoebophryaceae.
AUGGAGACGGCCGCGAACGACAACGAAAACAACAACAACAACAACAACAAUCAAGAUACCGUCAAGGCGUUUGAUGACCUGUCGCUGUUGAACUGUACCUGGCUGUGCGACGAAGCUGCUGGAAUCCUAAGCGAAAUCCGCGGUCGCGUGAUGACCAAGACGAAGGUGCCUCUGAAUAUCGGCCUCCAGUCUUCCCUAGAGGAUGCUGACAAGGACGCUGAUGCGGAGAAGACGUCGGAGGAACUGGAAGCAGAAGACGAGAAGAUCAAGGACAUGCAGGACGAGCUGAAGAGAGCUGGCGACAUGUACAGCAAGAGCAAGGUCUCCCUGGCAACGAUCUUCAACAAGUACCGCAAGAACAACCCGAAUGCAGGAAUCGACGACGAUUUUCCGGCCCUCGAUGAUGAUAGCGAUGCCAGUGAGGGUGCAGGAAGUGACCUCGACAACGUGGACUUCGUCUAUGACUCCGAAGAGGAUGAGGAUGGUGGUGGACAGGACUAAAUGUCUUGUCGUCGACUUCACAGGAAGUCGACGAGGUGUUAUUACACGAGCGUGAUGCUCACAGUAAGUACACCAAUUGGAAAAUUUUAACUCGUUCUUCCUCUUUGUGUAGAAGUUGGUUUAUCUAUUGUAAGUUUUUAGAUCCGAAUCUUCGAACUUCUUCUAGGUGAUCAAUUAUCUCUUUCCAUCAGGAGGGGUCGCCUUCGUCGUCAAUUCAAACUUGUAGGAAGUGGCAGUGUAGACUUUGAGGACUUUGAGUGAUUCACCUACAUCCUGUUCUUCAUCUUUCUGAUUGUAUAAUGGAAGUAAGUAGUCCGUUGAGAUCAAGCAUGCCUGAGUAGUUCUACUACAGUUUACACAUAAUUACGCCCUUUGCGAAUUCUAUUUGCGACAUUAUUACUGCACAGCAAUCUACUGCAACCGACUUCGUGUCUAAUGUAGUCUCAAUGUAACUGCAGAAACCAUCUCGAACUGUGCCAGUUGUAGUUCUAAUAUGUAGUGCAAGCAGUGCAAUCGCAAGCAAUCCAGUGUGGCUGGGGACUCAUAACAUUGUAGAUAGAAUCAAGAAGGACACGAGCAAACUUCACGACUACCAUAAUCAUUCCAGUAUGUAAAUAGUUGAGAUGUAUAGCAGGUGACAACACAGUGCGAACAUGGAGAAUGGGCGUUGCCCUGUAAUCUGAGGAAUGGCGCGGCUACCUGCGAUUUCUGAACUUGCACAGAAGAGAGACUACGGCUAAGGGCACUGAAAUGUGAAGAAUUGAGCUUCAGAAAUAUUCUAGAUCUAAUGGAGUAGAUUGCGACUGAUCUAAGGCUGAGCCUGGUCACGUCGUUAGAGGCGCGCGAAGGUCGGCGUGGUGAUAGCAAGGGCCAACAGUUUUCGUUCUAGUAUUUCGGUGUCCCUCAUCUUGUAGUACCUCAGUCCACCUUGAAUGAUGAGGGCAGUGCCAGUCGACGUUUUUCUGAGCUUCUCAAGCAGGUUACCACAUCGCACAGGAGACUACGUCAGAAUCUACACUACGACUACCCUUUCGAAGUUCGUUUGACAGAAAGCGGCCUCGUCCUACGACGUACCGGAGGCCCGAAUCUAUCUAAUUUAGGAUGUUGAAUGAGUUACUUGAUUUGGAUCGUAAGAAGUCUUUUCUCGGGGUUGUUCUAAUGAUGAGACAUCUGUCAUGAUACGUCCACGCUUCGCAUUAGUAUCCGACUAGAUCUCCAUCAAGUCCACAUAUUAUUUUUAUGUUGUGCCAUGAGGAAGAGGAGCUAGGAUCUGUUAUACUAUUUGUCUUGUUCUUACAUAGAAUUUCACUUUUUCUCGCAUUUUUUGACCUCAAUAUGCUCUACAACAUUGCUCGUUAUAAUUAAUUAUUCCCCAGUCGUAUAAUGACUCACUACCGCGUCGUGGUGGCGCAUUGUGCGUCUGCUUAAGCACAUCUCUGACCGGUAGCAUUCUAUUUCUUAUUUCAAAACCUUUCUCCGUCGAUAUAGAGCUACUGACUUACUGCUUCGCGUCGAAUUUGUCAGGCAAGAUGACAGGCGACGCGAAUGCCCCUCAAGCACAGCUGAGCCGGAGAUGAAUCAUCCACAACAGCCCUAAACUGAUACUAAGCGUUUGUGUUGUCUAUGGUAUUUGAAACAUUCUACGGAUGCUCAUGAUGCUCGUAUUGUAGCGAGUCCCUUGGUGAAUCAUCGUCCUUGUCCUUCAGCAUUAGGCUCCAGCUCUCGGCGGAUCUGGUAGCAUUCCGUCGUAGGAUUGGUUGACUAAUGUCGUCGUGCUGAGUGUAGGCUUAUAUGUACCAAAUUCCGCAUAUCCUCCAGUAGAUUGCCUGUUUUCGUAGAUAUAACUAGGAAUGACAUGAUGUACAGAAAAGGUUGAUGAGCCACGUCGCCGACUGGUAGCAUUGUUCUGCUAUUAAUGCUUUCGCUCUACAUGAAGUAGCAAGUACUAGACUAGGACUUAGGCAUAGAGGACAGAAAAGCGCGACUGUGUCGACAUCUGAUCAAGAAGACAAGCGCGCUCAUCGCUACACAUCGAAGCUAAUGCGUCCCGUGCUUGUACCUUAAAACGAAUAUGAAACUCAAUGGACACCACUAGUAGAUGAGUGACUACACGAGCACCAGAGACGCUGCACCCUCUGGCAGUUCAGCUCUUUGGAAGUCGGGCUCUUCGUGCCUCUGAAUGUCUUCAUUAUGAUGCUUCGACAACGUCUCUACAGCAUGUUCUUACCCCGUCUGUUUUUUGCCAGUCUCUGUUUGACGAGGUGGCGACUGAUCAUUGUCUCACGAGUGGCCCUAUUAGAGUACUCCGUGCGACAAGUGGGUGGAAUUAUUGACGACCAGGAGCGUUGACUGAGGUUCUCUGUAUGCGAGAAAAGUGAGCUAUUCUUUGUUGAUCUUCUUCGAACUACUUCAAUUCCAGACUACAGAUACUGUCUUGCUUUUCCUUUCCGGUGCAGCAGUCAGUUCUAAUUUUCUUCUAGUCCAUGAGGACGAUAGCGAAAGCGAUAGAUGAGAUCGACGAGGAUACUGGUUCGUAAUCGUAGCGACUGAGAAGCGAAGUGUGGCAGUGUCGUCUGACGAGAUAGAGAUAGUUACUAAAAAAAGCGCAUCUGUUAUAUAUUUUCUAGCAUGUAACGGAGAGGAGCUCGCGUCUGUCUCUGUUCGUGUGGCG